This is a messenger RNA of Pomacea canaliculata, 3069 nucleotides long. Its product is annotated as COP9 signalosome complex subunit 1-like. Lineage: Eukaryota; Metazoa; Mollusca; Gastropoda; Architaenioglossa; Ampullariidae. Gene Ontology annotation, cellular component: COP9 signalosome. The transcript has 14 exons. The coding region runs from base 38 to 1486 and encodes 482 amino acids. The record is from RefSeq and is a predicted model, not a curated record.
CUGCUUUAACUUCCGGUUCCGAAGGAAAGAGGGCAAGAUGCCAUUACCUCUGCAGCAAGGAUUAUUUCAGGCUGUGGAGCCAAUGCAGGUUGAUGGAGCUCCAGAAGAGAAUGAUAAUGUGGAAGAGGAACCACAGUACACUGUGGAAAAUCCAUCACUGGACUUGGAGCAGUAUGCUGCGCAAUAUUCGGGUUUGGCACGCCUUAACAGGCUCAUGUUUAUUGCUGACCACUGUCCUUCACUGCGGAUAGAGGCUCUGCGCAUGGCCUUGAACUAUGUUUUAACAACAUACAACACCAACCUCUAUGGCAUUAUACACCGUAAACUGCAGGAAGCUGCUGCUCUAAAUAGUGGUCUUCCAGAUGCAGUGGCUGGGUCUGUGCACAGUGUUCCACCACUUGAUGUGCAGUGGAUGGAAACAACUGCCAAAAAAGCAGCUUUCAAACUUGAGAAACUUGACACUGAUUUAAAGAACUACAAGAGCAAUUCCAUAAAGGAGAGCAUUAGACGAGGUCACGAUGAUCUAGGUGACCACUACUUAGACUGUGGCGAUUUGAGUAAUGCACUCAAGUGUUACUCACGGGCUCGGGACUACUGCACAAAUCCCAAGCAUGUAGUCAACAUGUGCUUAAAUGUGAUAAAGGUUAGUGUAUAUUUACAAAACUGGUCACAUGUUCUUAGCUAUGUAAACAAAGCUGAAUCCACACCAGAAACAGAGAGUGCAAAAGAAGCUAACCUGACGACACAGAGCAGGUUGAAAUGUGCAGCAGGAUUAGCAGAUCUAGCUACUCGUAAAUACAAAUCAGCUGCCAAGUACUUCUUGCAAACCAGUUUUGACCACUGUGAUUUCCCUGAGCUUCUUUCCCCAUCAAAUGUGGCAAUGUAUGGUGCAUUGUGUGCACUGGCAUCCUUUGACCGACAGGAGCUGCAGGUCAAUGUCAUUUCUAGCAGCUCCUUCAAGCAGUUCUUAGAAUUGGAACCUCAGCUUAGAGACAUCCUGCACAAUUUCUAUGAUUCCAAAUAUGCAUCCUGUCUAAAACUGCUAGCAGAAAUCAGAGAUAACCUUUUACUGGAUAUGUAUCUGGCUCCACAUGUGUCCUCACUGUAUACACAGAUCAGAAACCGUGCCCUUUGUCAGUACUUCAGCCCAUACCUCUCUGCAGACAUGCGCAAGAUGGCAGCAGCUUUUAACACUUCUGUAGGAGCGCUGGAAGAUGAACUGAUGCAGCUCAUUUUAGAUGGCCAGAUAAAUGCCCGAAUAGAUUCACACAACAAGAUCCUGUAUGCUAAAGAUACUGAUCAGCGGAGCAGCACUUUUGAACGAGCUCUGGCCAUUGGGCGAGAAUAUCAGCGGCGCACAAAGGCCCUGGUUCUGAGAUCAGCUGUGCUGAAAAACCAAAUUCACGUCAAGAGUCCACCAAGAGAAGGGGGUCAGGGAGCAGAGAUGUCCAUAGCUCCUGGGAGUGCAAGCUCUGCUCGAAAUUAAAAGUGAAGUUGUCAGUAUGCUUGGACUUAUUUACUCCCAGCCACAGCAACAGCAGUCUGCCUGGAUCUGUGCAAAGCCUGUUUAUGGAGGCUGACUUCAUUCCCCAUUCCUCCCCUCAACCCAAAAGGAAAGUGGAAUGGACUAGAUGGUCAGCUUUGUUGUCACCUGCUGCCUGAAUCAACCAGUUUGAGGUGUUACUUAUCUGUCUACUUGUGUGCGACAUGGUUUUUGAUUGGCUUAUUUGAUUAGUAAGCAGAGAUUCUGGCAGAUGGUUCACCCGCUUUGCUUCCUAUCACAUCCUCGUUCCCCUGACCUCACCCGUUUAAUGUGCUUAACUCCUAAUCCAUAUGCUUUGAGCUUAAAAACAGGUGGAAUUACCGAGCACACCCAUCAAGACCCUGAUGUAGUUAUCAGUUGUUUCAACUCUUGUUGUUCUCAGUAUUUAAAUGCUACCAUUUAGUACCUUUAGUUUGUGGAAAAAUUAAGUAAUGUUGGAAAAGCUGGGAGCAUAGGUCAUGUAAUUCGGAUAUGGGGCUGUUAGAUUUAUUUGUUAACUGUUAGUUUAAAAAAAAUGCCGAUGAUGUGAGUUGUAUUCUGACAUAAAUUUAUAGUAGAUUUCAUGCUUGUUAUUGUAGAUAUAUUUGCAAAGCAUGAGCACCUAAAAAAUAUGAUCUAUCAGUUCAUAUGUAUUGUUAGAAUACAUGUUACAUGUAUUUUCAUGUUUAUUUGGAGCAGAUUUGUUUAACUUUCUGGAGCUGGCAGACAUGUUAAUUUUAGUACAGAUUUGACAAGUUCAUGUUUACUUUUUCUGUGGGCGGUUGUGGGGAGAAUUGAGGGUGAUGUAGAAAUAAGUAUCCCUUCACUUAUAUGAAAAUACAAUUGCAUCAAUUGCAGCGAAAAUCCAAAAGGCCUCCAAAGACCAUUUCUGUUGGGAGAAAACGUUGUGAUUGGUCCGUGGGUUAUGAAUGUUUCAAUCAUUCCUUUUCAUGGACGUUAGUGGUGUUGGCAUGUUGAUUGCACAGGCAGUUUUUAAUGGUUAUGAAAUAACAGGGUGUGUAAUUGAUGUGAUGGGCCACUGAAAGUAUAAAUAAAAAAAGAAGAAACAUUAAAUUUUUCUAAUCGGCAGUUUAACCCCAUCAUUUGAGAUGGUUACGAGUGCAGAUUAAGGCAUUUUAAAUGUUUGAAGGAAAGGCCUUUGUUCUGUUUCAUUUUUGUACCAAAGAAGACAACGUUGAAAAAAAUGUUGGGAAGUAGUAGUUAUUAAAAUACUGUUUUUGUUACUUUAGAACUGGAAUACUAUGACAAAAGUUAAAUACUAUGUUAAAACAACACAAGAAAACCUUUUGCUACAUUGCAGAAGUAUAUGUAUCACAUGCCUUCAGCAGAAGGACCGAGCCCUUGUAACAAAAGCCUUUGCUGUUUUCUGAACUGUUGCAUGCAUUUCUUUUGCAGCAAAAUGCAUUCUAUCACCUUAAUAUGUCUAAGAUUGCUUAAUGGUAGUGAGGGAUGAUUAACAGACAAGUGAUGUGAAUGGGUUUAUGAUGUGAACAUGAAUAAAUUAAAGCUACAGCUAUUUGUUAGUA